AUGACACCGACAUUUUUCGCACCAGACGUCGACAUUUGCGAGGUGAUCGAUCAUUAUACAAAAGAACCCGAUAAUAGUUGUAGCCAAAGGAACGCAUUAGUCGAAUCUGCCAGAUUGGCACGUAGCUGUAUACAACCAUUAUGCGAAUGCGAAGCAUGUAAUUUCGGUGGAUUAAUUCUUCCUGGAGGAUUUGGUGUUGUUAGAACCUUGAGCAACUUUGCUACCAAAGGUUGCGACUGUACGGUGAUACCGGACUUAGAGAAACUCAUUCAAGAUUUCUCUUGUGGAAAAAAGCCAAUAGGUGCUAUAUGCAUUUCUGGCGUACUCGUUGCACGAGUUUUACAAGGUGUUAAAAUUACAUUAGGCAAAGACUGCUCACCGGAUGACUGGCCGUACGCGGAAGCGAUUCGUAUAGUCAGACAGAUGGGCGCGAAGGUGGAAAUGAAGGACGUGAAAGGUGUAACGAAAUGUAAAAAAUACAACGUUUUCAGUACGCCUGCUUGGAUGUACAAACCUGCGACGUACUGCGAUAUACAUGCUGGCAUCGGGAAACUCAUCACAAUGUUAAAAAAGAGCAUUCGUCAGUGA
Vespa mandarinia (Asian giant hornet) is the source of this 588-nucleotide messenger RNA. RefSeq names its product glutamine amidotransferase-like class 1 domain-containing protein 3, mitochondrial. The record is from RefSeq and is a predicted model, not a curated record. NCBI's taxonomy places the organism in Eukaryota, Metazoa, Arthropoda, Insecta, Hymenoptera, Vespidae.